AUGGAUAACGACGAGGACUACGGCGUCGCUGGGCUCCUGGAGGAGCCUGAGGAUUACUACCCGCCGCCGCCGCCGCCGACGCAGCAGGUGUUUACCAUGCGCAACGGCCGGGCCGUGACGCUGCACCUCGUCGGCGCCAGCCCGACCGAGGCGAACCACCUGUGGAACGGCGCCAAGGUGGUCUCGGACUACCUGGAGGCGCAGCCGUCGCGCGUGCGCGGCCGGACCGUGCUCGAGCUCGGCGCCGCCUCCGGCCUUCCCUCGCUAGUCGCCGGCCUCCUCGGCGCGCGCAAGGUCGUCAUGACCGACUUCCCUGACCCGGACCUCGUCGCCAACAUGCAGAAGAACAUUGACGCCUGCGACGGUGCGUCGGCCGUCGUGGAGGCGGCGGGCUUCGUCUGGGGCCGCGACGUCGCGCCCCUGCUGGCCCGGCUGGACGGGGACGGGCAGGCAAAGUUUGACGUGCUGAUCCUGGCGGACCUGCUGUUCCGGCACAGCGAACACGGGAUGCUGGUCAGGACGAUCCGCGAGGCGAUGGCGCGCGACGGCGGCGUGGCGUACGUCUUCUUCACGUCGUACCGGCCGUGGAAGCGCGACCGCGACAUGAAGUUCUUCGACGUGGCGCGCGAGGCCGGCCUGGAGGUGGUGCGCGUGGAGGAGCGCAUCCUGGACAAGCCGAUGUUUGAGAAUGAUCCGGGCGACUUGGACGUGCAGAAGACGGUGAAUGGGUUCGAGGUGCGGUGGCCGGAGCCGAGGUGA
Molecule: messenger RNA, 759 nt
Organism: Cordyceps fumosorosea ARSEF 2679
Lineage: Eukaryota; Fungi; Ascomycota; Sordariomycetes; Hypocreales; Cordycipitaceae
Exons: 1
Coding region: 1-759 (252 amino acids)
Biological process (GO): peptidyl-lysine dimethylation
Molecular function (GO): protein-lysine N-methyltransferase activity
Source: RefSeq, a predicted model, not a curated record